AUGGCUGAUUGUCCUUAUGACUUUUGUUCUGACUGUUCAGACUGCGAUAAAAUGCAGUGUGGUGAAAACUUCGAUCCUAACGCUGGUAAUUGUUGUGCUUGUUUUGGUAAAAAAAGUGGUGAUCCUAAUCUAAAAAGAAAACCAUUAACUUUUACUCAAAAACAAAGAUUGCACUUUGAACAGAUUAAAAGACAAAUGGAGGACUUAAUUGAGGAAAUUAAAGAUAAAGAGGAUAUCGAUGGAGGAACUUUUGAUGGAGAUAAUCGGGAAGAUUUUGAAAAGAAGAUAAAAGAUGACAAGAACGCCGAUUUUAUCAAAUUUUUUAAGGAUAAUUUAAGCGAGUUUGCGGCCGAUAGUCCGACGGGCGGACGAGCCUAUUAUGAUGAUUUUAGCCAUCAAACUAAACGAACGGCUAUUCGCGAAGAGAUAACUAGUUUGGAUUUGAGCGAAAGCGGAAUAGUCAACGCCACUAAAAAGGACAAAGCCUCUUCUUUAUAUGGUUCUACUGGUAAAAAUUAUAUUGGCUUGCAAGGAGAUUUGGAUUUGUCGGAUUUUACUAAAUUGAAAGAAUUAAAUCUGUCGGGUAAUUAUCAAUUAGGAAAAGUAAAUAUUAGUAAAUGUUUGGCCUUGGAAAAAUUAUUUAUUAUUUCUAACCCGCAUCAAGUUAUUAAUCAAAGCCAACAAAUGGAAAUGAGUAAUUUAGUGGUGGCUAAUGAUUAUCCAUCUUUUCAAGUAUUAGUAAAGUUUGGUUCUCGUAGUGAUAAUGCCGUAGAAAAUAAAUUAGUAAAAGUUAACUCUCCUAAUUUUCGGUUAGUGGUUAAGAGUUCAAAAAAUGAUCGCUUAUGGCAAUUGGAUUAUAUUAGUCGGUUUAUUACCGAGAGGCGGGAUAAUAGUGGUAAUAUUACUCGUAGUUGA
This is a messenger RNA of Racocetra persica, 915 nucleotides long. Lineage: Eukaryota; Fungi; Glomeromycota; Glomeromycetes; Diversisporales; Gigasporaceae. The record is from the annotation of a GenBank genome assembly.